AUGGUCGUUACAAUUCCGUGUCUUGCUGAUGUUUGUUUGAUUCCCAUCGGAACGGGCUCUGUGUCUGUUUCAGAUGAAGUUACUCAGAUCACUCGUCUAGCUCAGCAGUCCCAUUUGCACACUACCUUGCACAGUGCUGGAACCACCAUAGAGGGUCCGUGGAAUGAAGUCAUGGACUUGAUUGGCCAGAUGCACAAGCUACUCCAUGGCCAAGGGGUGGUGAGAAUCCAGAGCGACAUUAGAGUAGGAACCAGAACAGACAAGAAGCAAACUCCUCAGGAUAAAAUCGACGUGGUGGAGCGCAAGUUGAAGGACUUGCCGUAG
Messenger RNA from Scheffersomyces stipitis CBS 6054, 324 nucleotides. RefSeq names its product Ecm15p (gene ECM15). NCBI's taxonomy places the organism in Eukaryota, Fungi, Ascomycota, Pichiomycetes, Serinales, Debaryomycetaceae. The coding region runs from base 1 to 324 and encodes 107 amino acids. The record is from RefSeq and is a predicted model, not a curated record. The transcript has 2 exons. Gene Ontology annotation, cellular component: cytosol.